GAGCCCUUUGGAUCACACAGCAAGGAGUCCUUCUCUCCCUCUUGGCCACUCUGCUUGGAACUUGACCUGGGUCAUGAGAGAUACGUCCCCUUUCUUCUCCCACAGAGGACGACACAUAUUUGACUGCAACUUUGAAUCUCCUUGUGAGCUAGAAUACUCCUUUACCUCAAAAGAUCAGGAAACCCCCAACAAUGCCUGGGUCAGACUGAAUGCAGAGGAAGUCUCACAGCUAAACCUCCCAGAUGGGCCGGACAGAGAUCACUCUGAGAGCACACCCAAAGGUUCUUUUCUGUUUCUCAAUGCAUCAGAGAGGCCGAGCCCCACCAUCCUGAGCCCUUGGCUGAGGAGCAACAGCGACCAAUGUGUAGUUCAAGUGGCUGUGUACAAGUUUUACCAGCAGAGUGGAGAAUACAUUGCUCGUGUCCAUCCCAUUGAUGAGAGCAGCAGCGAAACCCUGUCAGAGGAGAGGCCAGAGAAACACGGAUGGGUGUUGCUUCAAAGGAGAGUUGGACACCUGGAGAAACCAUUUCGGAUCUCCCUGGAAUAUGUUCCUAAUGGGAACAAGAGCGUGGCAGCCGUGGAUUCCUUUGCCAUGAAGAACUGCAGUUCAGGAUCUGCCGCUCUCUCAAAAAUGGCUCUGGAGGGCUCCUUCAGCUGCUGGAAUGGAACAGUGAUCAGGCUGGGGCAGGCGUGUGACUUCAUCCAGGACUGUGCUGAGGGAGAAGAUGAGGGAGAUAUGUGCAGAAAGCUUCCCUCUGGCUUUUACUGCUCGUUCGAAGAAGGGGAUUGUGGCUGGACGCCAGGCUCCUCUGCGUCCCAUCCUUCUCCAUGGCGGAUCGGAAGCCUGGAGCACAAGCGCUUCCCUUCCAUAGAAGGUUGUGCACUCCUCCUUAACACCAGCAAGGCACCAGCAGUAGCAAAGACUGUCAUGACCAGCACGACAUUUCCAGCUCCUUUGAGGAACUCCCCCUGUGAGCUACGAAUGUCAUGGCUCAUCCACGGUGUCCUGCUGGGAAAUGUGUCCCUGGUGCUGGUGGACAACAAGACGGGAAGGGAGCAGAGCUGGACGUUUUGGCAUUCUGAGAACAGCGAAGGAUUGGGAAUAUGGCAGUGGAUGACCUUAUCUCUCCCAGAGAUACUGGAUAGGUUCUGGUUUCAGAUCACCGCUUCAUGGGAAGAAGGCUCUGAUGCCAUUAUUGCUUUUGACAAUGUCUCCCUUAGUCUGGACUGUUAUUUAACAAUCAGUGGAGAGAAGACACCUCGAGGUACCACUCCAGACUCAAACAAUUUGCUCACCAGUAGAGGUGUCCAGAAGAAGUUUGGAUGGGAACAAAAGCUCCUGGGAAAUCUCCAGCUCAGCAGUGCCCCCUUUUCUGAUCCAGCAGAUCAGUGGUUGUUCACAACCUGUGGUGCCAGUGGACCCUACGGCCCCACACAGAGCCAGUGCAACGAUGCCUACAGGAACUCCAAGCUCCGAGUGGUGGUGGGAGCUGAAGGGAUUCUCCAAGGCAUCCAGAUCUGGAGAGUACCAGCAACCAACACAUACAGCAUCUCAGGUUAUGGAGCUGCAGGUGGGAAAGGAGGGAAGAACACCAUGGUGCGGUCCCACGGCGUGUCUGUGCUGGGAAUUUUUGAUCUGCAGAAGGAUGAUACGCUGUAUAUCUUGGUGGGACAGCAAGGAGAAGAUGCUUGUCCUAGUACAAAUGAUGUUAUCCAGAAAGUCUGCAUCGGAGAGAACAACGUGAUCGAAGAAGAGAUUCGUGUGAACAGAAGUGUCAAUGAAUGGGCAGGAGGAGGUGGUGGUGGGGGUGGUGCCACUUACAUAUUUAAGAUGGAGAACGGAGAACCGGUCCCCUUGAUAAUUGCAGCAGGGGGUGGUGGCAGGGCCUACAGGGCCAAAACGGACACAUUUCAUCCAGAAAGACUGGAGAAUGAUUCCUCUAUUCCAGGGUUGAAUGGAAAUUCAGGAGCUGCAGGUGGUGGAGGUGGCUGGAAUGAUAACACUUCCUUCCUGUGGUCAGGAAAAUCCUUGCUGGAAGGUGCUACUGGAGGAAGAUCCUGCCCCCAGGCCAUGAAGAAGUGGGGGUGGGAGACAAGAGGGGGUUUCGGAGGGGGUGGAGGGGGGUGCUCCUCAGGUGGAGGAGGCGGAGGAUAUAUAGGUGGCAAUGCUGCAGUGGACAAUGACCCAGAGAUGGAUGGGGAGGAUGGUGUGUCCUUUAUUAACCCAAUUGGUACUUUAUACACUCCAGCACUUAAAGUGACAGAGGGGCACGGAGAGGUGGAAAUUAGGCUGCACCUUAACUGCAGUCAUUGUGAGAUGGACGAGUGCCAUGUUGAUCUUGAGACUCAAAAAGUCAUUUGCUUUUGUGAGCCAGGCACAGAAUUGGCAGAGGAUGGUGUGUCUUGCACAGCUGAGCCAGUGGUUCGUCUCCCUUUCUCCUUGGUCUUGUCUGUAGUGACUUCAGCAUUGGUGGCUGCUUUAAUUUUGGCUUUUUCAGGAAUCAUGAUAGUGUAUCGCCGCAAGCACCAGGAGCUGCAAGCCAUGCAGAUGGAGCUGCAGAGCCCAGAGUACAAACUGAGCAAGCUGCGCACCUCCACCAUCAUGACAGACUACAACCCCAACUACUGCUUUGCAGGGAAAACCACGUCCAUUAGUGACCUUAAAGAGGUGCCUCGAAAAAACAUCUCCCUCAUCCGGGGUUUGGGCCACGGAGCCUUUGGUGAGGUAUAUGAAGGUCAGGUGACAGGGAUCCCCAGCGACCCCACUCCCUUGCAGGUGGCUGUGAAAACAUUGCCAGAAGUGUGUUCAGAGCAAGAUGAGCUCGACUUCCUCAUGGAAGCUCUCAUUAUUAGCAAGUUCAACCACCAGAACAUCGUGCGCUGCAUCGGGGUGAGCUUGCAGGCCCUGCCCCGCUUCAUCCUGCUGGAGCUGAUGGCUGGAGGAGACCUGAAAUCCUUCCUGAGGGAAACACGCCCUAGACCGAAUCAGCCCUCCUCCCUCUCCAUGCUGGACUUGCUCCACGUGGCCCGUGACAUUGCUUGUGGGUGUCAGUACCUGGAGGAGAACCACUUCAUUCACAGGGAUAUUGCUGCCAGGAACUGCCUCCUUACCUGUCGAGGGCCUGGGAGAGUGGCUAAGAUUGGAGACUUUGGAAUGGCCCGGGAUAUAUACAGAGCCAGCUACUAUCGUAAGGGUGGGUGUGCAAUGCUGCCUGUCAAAUGGAUGCCUCCUGAGGCUUUCAUGGAAGGGAUAUUUACAUCAAAAACAGACACAUGGUCCUUUGGCGUAUUGCUGUGGGAGAUAUUCUCUUUGGGAUACAUGCCCUACCCCAGCAAAAGCAACCAGGAGGUUCUGGAGUUUGUCACCAAUGGAGGAAGGAUGGAUCCACCUAAAAACUGCCCUGGCCCUGUCUACCGCAUUAUGACCCAGUGUUGGCAGCACCAGCCUGAAGACCGGCCAAACUUUGCCAUAAUCCUGGAGAGGAUUGAGUACUGCACUCAGGAUCCCGAUGUCAUCAACACCGCCUUGCCGGUAGAAUAUGGCCCAUCGGCCGAGGAGGAGGAGAAGGUGGCGAUGCGCCCCGACGAUCCAGAAGGAAUUCCUCCUCUCUUGGUCUCAACACACCAAGACAGAAAGGAUGAUAAGCAAACCCUGCCAUCUCCACCACCCCUGCCGUCAGCCGUCACUGCUGGAAAAUCUCUAGGCAAAGUGGGAGCCUUGGAACAGCCAGCGCCGGGAAAGGUGCAGUCAGCCACAGGGGGGGGACACAUCAACAUGGCCUAUGCCCAGUCCAAUCCCCCUUCAGAGCUUCACAAAAGCCGGGGCUCCAGAAACAAGCCCACCAACCUCUGGAAUCCAACCUACGGCUCCUGGUUUGCAGAGAAGCAGGCCAGCAAAAACAGUUCUCUGCUGGAGAAGGAGAGGCCCGAGAGGGAGAAUCUGGGACAGGAAGGAAACUGUACUGUGGGGCCCAACAUUGUGACUGGCAGGCUGCCAGGCUCCUCCCUGCUCUUAGAGCCAUCUUCCCUAACCGCAAGCGUUAAAGAAGUGCCUCUCUUUAGGCUCCGCCACUUCCCCUGUGGGAAUGUCAACUACGGAUACCAGCAGCAGGGCUUACCCUUGGAAAGCUCCACACCACCUUGCGCUAGCAGUUACGAGGACCCUGUCCUUAGAAACAAGAGCCACAUAACCCAGCAGGGGCCCUGAGAGCCCUCGACCCUCUCUUGACUUUUCCCCCCCGUGGCCCCUGAGCCUUGAAGAGAUGUCCUGUUACCCAGCACACCACGAGCAAGGCAUCGGACAGCAUCACCUCCUGUUUUGUGCAAACUUGCUCCAAAAGUGCCACCCUUGAUGCUGUAAUUUCUACUAACCCGAGUGGCUUCAAACCAGCGGAGCCCCAGCAGAGUCAAAGGAACGAGGGGGAGGGAGGAUGCAGGGAACUGUUGUCAACUGCAAGGCCCAGCUGCUGUUGCAUCAACUCAUCCGCAUGGUUGUCGUCAUGCCCUUCCUGUGAGCUUUUCCCAGUCGUGCGUCCUCUGCUUCCGUGUCAAGCCGCGGCUCACUGCCAUGAGUGUUUCAUGUCCAGGCUUUUCCGUGCCAAACUUGUCGUUGCUGUGGAAGACCUGGAGGUCUCCUGGUGCUGGCAGAGCUUGUAGUGGGUUUGGGAAGAGCGUCCUCUAUCCAAACCAAAAAAAAAAAAAAAAAAAAAAAAAAAAACAAUGACAGCGCUGAAUGGUGACGCGAUGGCACGUUCUCAAGUCUUGGUCCAGCUGCAAUCCAGUCUUCGAAAGUCCUUGAAUGCACAGUGUUGUGGGGGUGCUGGCAGGGCAAUGGAAAAACCCUGGUCACACUGCAUCACUUGAAGGGGAGGGGAGAGGAAGCAAAGGAUGGGUGUAGAUGCUACAAGGCAUUCAGGGGGCAGGCAUUGUUUUUGGCUGGGGUUUUCUUUGGUUUGUUUUUGUUCACCUAUGCUUAAGCACCAGAACCCAGUAAAGCCCUUUAAAAUUGCUUCUGUCCUACAAAAGUAGGGAUGCCCUUCAUCAGGAACGUGGAAGUGUCAAGUGGAAUCAAGGUGAAGCUUUAAUGGACCAUGGUCAUGAGAGAGACUUUCACCAUGCCCUGAAAAGGGACAGCCACCUGCAUACCUCGAAGGUUUGAAAUAGCCUUUGACAUACACUGUAUGAACAACACCAUAAAGACAGAAGACUACAUCGUGCCACUGUCUGGAAGCCAGAUACUGUCUGUACUGAAGGGUUUAGAGCCCUUUUUCCUUUGGCAAAAUACGUGUAUGAUAGUGGUUUAAGGACAAACACUCCAUUGACUCACUUUGUACACCCCGUGCAUGAAAAAUAUUCCAGUUAAGUGUAUUGUCAAAACAUAGAUGUAGGAUAUAAUUCAUGUGUAAAGAUGUGCAUUAGUAACUUCAGCUUGGGGUUUGGAGGAGCUGUUUUAGCAUGAUUGCUGUCCAAAAAAGGGGUGCUUAUUUCCAUAGAAAUGGGAGUACUGGAGCAUCAGCAAAGGAGUGGGAAGGUGUUCUUCAGUCUGAGACUCUUCAUUUCAGUGAAGUAACCCUGAGUCUGGCCCUGGAUCCAAACAUUGAGUGGAAAAGCGGGAAGCAGAAUGAUCUACAGGAUGUAAAGCACAACUGGGGAAAAACCCUGUGCUUAUGCUCUGGAAAUGGCUCAUUUCCAUGUGGAUGUUACCUGGUUUCCUACAGAAGAUAAGUAGGUUUCU
Messenger RNA from Passer montanus (Eurasian tree sparrow), 5734 nucleotides. It is a transcript of the gene ALK, whose product is annotated as ALK receptor tyrosine kinase. The transcript has 29 exons. Gene Ontology annotation, molecular function: transmembrane receptor protein tyrosine kinase activity; protein binding; ATP binding. The coding region runs from base 74 to 4207 and encodes 1377 amino acids. Lineage: Eukaryota; Metazoa; Chordata; Aves; Passeriformes; Passeridae. Gene Ontology annotation, biological process: multicellular organism development; regulation of neuron differentiation; cell surface receptor protein tyrosine kinase signaling pathway. Gene Ontology annotation, cellular component: signaling receptor complex; membrane. The record is from RefSeq and is a predicted model, not a curated record.